AUGUUAUGUUAUGGCAAGGAACAAUGUUGUCAAAUCUCACUUAAUGAUAAUUAUUAUUAUUAUAACAAUCUUGAACUAUCACGAUUAAAUUUAUCCAAUGAUCAAUAUCGAUUUUGUACGCAAUGUUUUAAUGCAAUAAAAAGUGAUUCGAUAUUUAUCGGUGAUAAUCUAACUCAAACAUUAGUUGAAAUACCAAAAUCAUUAUUUUUAUUGUCUAAAAAGGAUUUAAAAGAACCUGAAAAAAUGAUCGAUUGUAUUGUCUGUACACGUCGUUGGCAUCAAGUAUGUGCAUUACAUUUAGAUCAAAUAGGAUCUGAAGGUUUUAUAUGUAAUACAUGUAUACGUGAAUAUAAUAUAAAGCGUAAAGAAAGUCCUUAUACAUCAUCAAAAUUACCAAUAAAUGAUUUAUCAUCACAAUUAGAAAAACGUGUUAAUAAAUUUUUAAUGAAUGAAGGUUGUCAAACAGGUCAUGUUACGAUUCAUCUAUUAGUUGCAAGUGAUAAAAUAUGUAAUGUAAAACCACAAUUAAAACAAUACUGUCCAAAUCAAGCAACAGAUGGCUAUCCCUAUUGA
Molecule: messenger RNA, 573 nt
Organism: Rotaria sp. Silwood1
Lineage: Eukaryota; Metazoa; Rotifera; Eurotatoria; Philodinida; Philodinidae
Source: the annotation of a GenBank genome assembly